Molecule: messenger RNA, 711 nt
Organism: Acanthosepion pharaonis
Lineage: Eukaryota; Metazoa; Mollusca; Cephalopoda; Sepiida; Sepiidae
Source: the annotation of a GenBank genome assembly
AUGUUUCUUCUUUUUCCUUACAUCAUCACUCACCCUUUUCUUUUUCUUAUUACUUUAUUCCUCUCCAUUUGCUUCUUUCCCUUUAAUUGUCCCUCCCCUCUUUUCUUAUCAUUUAAUCCCUUGCCUUUUUCAUCUUUCUCACUUAAUUAUCUUUUUCUUUUUCUUAGCCCAUUGUCACUCUUCUUUUUCUACUUUCUCACUACAUUACCACUUUACUCUCUACUUUUUCUCCUUUUCCUCUAUAUAAUCGUCACUUUUUUUCUUUUUUCUCAUCCUUUUAUUCUUCUCCUUUUUCUUCUUUCUCUUUACACUGUCCUUCUACUUUUUUCAUCUUUCACUUUACAUUGUCCUUUUCUUUUUCUUUUCACUUUAUCCAACUUCUUUUUCUUUUUUUUCCCCUACGUUUUCCAUCUUCUUUCUUUUUUUUUUAUUUUAUUUUACUUGCUUAAACCCCUCAAUUUGUGUACUGCUUAUGUUUUCUUUGUUCUCAAAUUGUCGCUUCUCUCAUUCCUUUACCAAUUUUUCUUUGUGCUUCUUCAUUCCUUUUUUCUUUUAUUUCCCUCUUUUCUUCUUUCCAAUUUUCUAUCUAUCCUUUUCUUUUUAAUUUCUUUUCUCACCUUUUUCUUUAUUUCUCCUCCUUCUUCCCAUCACUUUUGCUUAUUCCCCUUUAUUACCGGAUGUCACUUCCUCUUCUUUGUUAUCAUCGUCUGA